AUGACAUCAAUGGAAGCAACGUUCUACAAGCCGGAACAGCAACUCAAAAGUCUUGUUACCAGUGAUGGACUCACCAAGGUGAACAAUUGGCAACAACAAUUGGUUGCAAACUCUCAAAGUCACUCAAAGAUAUACAUGAGACGCCACCUCAUCAAGGCUCCUUCAGUCCUCAUGGAUCACCAUCAACAACCCUGCCUCUUGUGCAGUCUGCCAGUUGACCACCAACUGUCCUCUUCAGAGCUUGGGGCACCAACUAUCAGCUCAACUGGUUCCAACAAAACUUCUCUCUUUGGCUCUCCAAUUGCUAUUGGGAGUCCCCAACUAGCAAAUGAUGAGACGUCCCUUACCAGUGAGGUUGAACUUGUGUACCUUCCGCAUGAAGACCCCUCCUUGUUUGAUCAACCUACUGCUAUCCUAGAGAAGCCUCACAUUUGCUUGGCCUACCUAGCUGCCGUUGCCUCUAACCUGAUUGACCAUGUCAAGCAACAUUCUGUGGAGCAAACUCUGAAUAUCACUUUACUUGGAUACAAGACCUUGAACUGUAUUCCGGACCAUCCUAAGCCUGUAACAACACUCAAUAAGGUCUAUCAACGCUUGGGUCUUGAUGCACAAGCUUUUAUAAUAAACAACCAAUGUUCUAAGUGUUACUGUGUGUAUACAUUGGAUGCAAUUAAGAAUACUUGUUUGCCAAACUGUCAAGAGGCUGGAUGUACUGGCGUAUUCUGGGAGUAUAGCAAUCCCACAAGAUCAGAACGUCAUCCUAAACAAGUUGCAGCUUACACGGAUAUUGUUGGAUCACUACGGCGCAUGUUUAUGAGGCCUGACUUUGUUGUAUCACUCCGAGCUGGUGCUCAGGCUCAUGAAAACCAUGGAGAUGGGUCAGUUUUACAUGAUGUUUGCAAUGGUACAGCCUGGGGUCCUCACCAAUUUGGGCUAUUGCAACGUGUCUGUAGAGAUGGGAUUGUGGAAGAUAUACCUGCUCCAAUCCCAUCCCACUUGGCUUUGGACUCUUUGCUAGCAUGA
Messenger RNA from Rhizoctonia solani, 1023 nucleotides. RefSeq names its product U3 small nucleolar RNA-associated protein 6. Lineage: Eukaryota; Fungi; Basidiomycota; Agaricomycetes; Cantharellales; Ceratobasidiaceae. The record is from RefSeq and is a predicted model, not a curated record. The coding region runs from base 1 to 1023 and encodes 340 amino acids. The transcript has 2 exons.